This is a messenger RNA of Amborella trichopoda, 1608 nucleotides long. Its product is annotated as cytochrome P450 CYP749A22. Lineage: Eukaryota; Viridiplantae; Streptophyta; Magnoliopsida; Amborellales; Amborellaceae. The record is from RefSeq and is a predicted model, not a curated record. Gene Ontology annotation, molecular function: monooxygenase activity; oxidoreductase activity, acting on paired donors, with incorporation or reduction of molecular oxygen; iron ion binding.
GAGAGAAAUUUCUCUGAAGUCUGAACCAUUGAAGACUAGAGAAAGUGAGAGAAGAAGAUGAGUGCAGCUUUCAUGGAAUCUAAUAUCUUCUCUACCAUCUUACGAGCAUUAUGCUCAUUAUUUGUAAUGGCAUUGGUAUUCCAAUUGGUGGAAUUUGCGGUAAAAGUAUGGUGGAUUCCUCUUACAGUUUCAAAGUUUAUGGAGAAACAGGGGAUUAGAGGUCCCCCAUACAAAUUCCUCCAUGGAAACAACAAAGAAGUUGGGCUGAUGAUAAUGGAGUCAACUGCAAAACCCAUGAAUUUUUCUCAUGAUAUUUGUCCUCGAGUUCAGCCUCAUUUGUAUUCUUGGAUCAAAAUCCAUGGGAGUGUUUUUCUUUGCUGGUUGGGCCCAAAACCACAGCUAAUAGUCACUGAUCCAGAGCUCAUACGAGAGAUUCUUAAGAAUAAAAACGGUGACUUCCAAAAACCAAAGAAGAAUUCAAUUGUCAAAAGGCUAGUUGGAGAUGGCCUUGUAUCGGCAAAUGGAGAGAAAUGGGUUCGCCAACGUAAGCUCGCCAACAAAGCCUUCAAUGGAGGAUCCCUUAAAGGUGCGGUUUUGGAAAUGGCAAAAAGUGUUGAAGAAAUGUUAGGCAGAUGGAGAGAUUACGAUGGGCGAGAUACCGAAAUUUCCAGUGAAUUUCGGGUUUUGACAUUGGACGUUAUUUCGAGGACAGCAUUCGGAAGCAGUUAUGUAGAAGGAAAAAAUACGUUCGAUUUGUUAGCAACGUUGGGAAAGAUAGUAGCUUCAAAUAUCCGGAAAAUUAAAUUUCCGGGUAGUGGACUUAUUCCAUCUAGGGAUGAAGUAGAAGCCAAACUACUAGACCAACAAAUCACGAGGUCAAUUAUGAAAAUGAUUGAAGCAAGACAGGAAAAAUUGACGAAUGAAGAUGCAAAUGGUUACGGUGAUGACUAUUUUGGAAUGUUGCUACAAUCACAAGCGAAUUCCAAGAUAUCAAUGCAAGACAUAGUGGAUGAAUGCAAGACCUUCUAUCUUGCUGGUCACGAGACUACCAGUGCGCUACUCACAUGGACCGCUGUUCUGUUGGCCAUGCACCCGGAGUGGCAAGAGAGGGCAAGGAAAGAAGUUAUACAAGUUCUUUGUUCCAACACACCUUCUAUCGAUGGCCUUGCCCAACUUAAAAUAAUGAAUAUGAUAAUCAAUGAGUCUCUGAGACUCUACCCGCCAAUUCAACAUCAAAACAAGGUAUCAACAAAGAAGGCAAGAGUGGGGAAAUAUACCAUCCCCUCAGGAAUGGAGCUAGUGGUGCCAAUUUUAACAGUACACCAUGAUCCAUCACAAUGGGGAGAAGAUGUAAACCUUUUCAAUCCUGACCGUUUUGCACAAGGGGUGAUGAAUGCUGCCUCAACUCAAGUGUCCUUUAUACCAUUUGGCCAUGGCCCUCGCAUAUGUGUAGGCUUAAACUUUGCCACACUAGAGGCCAAAGUGGCUCUCUCUAUGAUUCUUAGACGUUAUACUUUCACACUCUCUCCAUCUUAUCAGCAUGCUCCUAUUCAUAGGAUCACAAUGGUUCCUCAACAUGGAGCUCAAAUCAUCAUCCAUUCCCUGUAA